Messenger RNA from Eimeria necatrix, 639 nucleotides. RefSeq lists its product as hypothetical. Bases 1 to 639 code for a protein of 212 amino acids. Lineage: Eukaryota; Apicomplexa; Conoidasida; Eucoccidiorida; Eimeriidae. The record is from RefSeq and is a predicted model, not a curated record. The transcript has 2 exons.
AUGCAAAGAAUACAAAAUUUUUUCGGGGAUGUGGCGCUGUGCCGUCUCAGCAGCAGAAGACCUACAAUAACGCUCCGCACAGGUCUUGCGCUUAUCGAAUGCACGCGCUGUCGCUCUCAAUGUACAGGGUCCCUCUGCCUUUCUCCUCAAGCAUUUCCUGGCGCCUGUUUUCGACAGAGCAGGAUCGCUGUGAGGGCAGUCUCUGGUGCGGUCGACAGACAGCCAAACGUACGGUACACAACUUGUGCAUCCGUGCACGCCUUCUCUGCCACAAAGGGAACCUGCCAGGACACCCGCAGCAAGUGGUUGAAGGCUGCUCAGGCGGUAGCAGGGGUGGAUUUGGAAGAUAAUGUAGGUUUCGCUGAGGGCUCGGCAGUACGAGGCCGGAGCGUCUUGGAGAUUUGGAGGCAGCAGCUCCAGCAGCAACUUGGUGGCGAACAGAAGUUGCUUCAUGACCUUUUGAAAGAAACGCGUGCAUCUGCACUUCAGCGCCUUGCUGAGGCGGCUGCCUUAGCGGGUGCCAAUGCAGUUGUCAGUGUGCGACUUGUGACAUCUGGUCUUCAAAGCAUGCAUGUUGAGUACACAGCAUAUGGCACCGCCGUAAAGGUGGCGAAGCCUAGUCCUCUGUCCUCUUCCUAG